Molecule: messenger RNA, 3492 nt
Organism: Penicillium brasilianum
Lineage: Eukaryota; Fungi; Ascomycota; Eurotiomycetes; Eurotiales; Aspergillaceae
Source: the annotation of a GenBank genome assembly
AUGGCCAAUAUCAACUCCCUCAAGUCAGCCCUGAGACAGAAAGCCAAGGAAAAGAUAUCGUCGAGGCUACCACUAUCUGACACACAGUAUAGUGCUGGGUUCGAUAUAUUUUUACAAGACUCGGGAAGGGCUAUCUAUCAAGACUUUAUUAUUCCCCAAAUGGUGGAGCUCCUGAAGCCUCUCUUCAGCUCACGUGCUCGUAUCUCGGUGCUAGAAAUAGGCCCAGGGCCAAGAAGUGUUCUUGGAUAUCUGCCUUGUCAUUUGAAGCGGAAAAUCAAGAGAUUUGUCGCUUUUGAACCCAACGUUGUCUUCGCUGCGAAGUUGGAAAAAUGGCUCUCUUCGAACUUGGCAACGGAACCGCCGUUUCCUUGCCUGGAGAGCUUGCCCGAUAUCCACCGUGUGCCAUUCGUCUCACAUGGCAACAUAGGGGGGAACCGAGAAGGCGACACGCGUGACAAUGGCGAGAGGUACGAUGUGAUUCUAUUCUGUCACAGUCUGUACGGCAUGAAUCCAAAAACCAAGUUUAUCGAACGAGCACUGAAAAUGCUUGUUGAACCGCCCGAACAGGGUUUGGUGGUCGUUUUCCAUCGCGACGGGAAGCUGGACCUUGACAAAUUUGUAUGCCAUCGAACGGCUCGCUUUCCUACCGGGGAGAUUCGCGUACAAAAUAACGACAAUAUUUUGGAUAUUUUUGCUUCGUUUAUUGCAGGAUUUGUCUUACAGGACGGUGAGGGAGACAGUGCCACCCGCCUCGAGUGGCGUACGACGUGCCAAACGAUGAGUCGACGUACAGAAGCUCAGCCAAAUUCUCUCUUUUUCAGCUCACCGAAUUUGAUGGUGGCUUUCACCAAACACUCAACUGCAUUGCGGGAGCUGGCAACUCUGGUGCCAUUAUUGGAAAGAGAUCUGCCGGUCAAAAACUGGGAAGCUCGCCUCCAUCGACCCGCAUCCAUUGUUAGGCCAACAGAGAUUCAGCAAGUUCAGAAUUGCGUUCAAUGGGCUCUUCAGCACAAAACUGGUCUCACUGUUGUCGGCGGGGGCCACAGUGCUCACUGCCUAUGGCCUCAUGUCGUUGCAGUUGAUAUGAGUGCUUUUGAUAAAAUUCAUAUUUGUCCGGUUGAGAAUGGAGAAGCAGAACCCAGAGUUAAUGGUUUACCCCUAAUUGUUGCUGAAGCUGGGUGCAAGACAGGAGAUAUUAUUCGUCAAACCAUGGCGGCUGGUGUGACAGUACCCUUGGGUGCUCGUCCAGGCAUAGGCGCGGGUCUGUGGCUACAGGGAGGACUUGGGCAUUUGACUAGGUUGUACGGACUCGCGUGCGACGCUAUCGUGGGAGCCGUGAUCGUCAGCGUUGAUUCUAGCCACAUUCUCUGUGUCGGGAACGUACCGAGGCAACACUGUCCGGCCGCAGCUGUCCGGCCCGAUAACGCAAUGGAGAUUUUAUGGGCACUGCGAGGGGCCGGAACGAAUGUUGGCAUAGUCAUCAGCGUGACGUUCAAGUCUUUCCCUGCUCCAACCUAUCAGGUUCGAACCUGGGUCAUUCCGCUGAAGGAUGAAAAGGACGCACAACUCAGGCUUCGCAACUUUGAAGAGGCUUUUGCGAGAACUUUGCCGCGACAUUGUUCAGCAGACGCAUAUCUAUAUUGGCAAGCUGGCAAGAUGCAUCUUGGCGUGACUACGUUCGAGUCUUCCAUAUCCGCAUGCAGCUUGAUGCCCUCUCCGUCUAUGGCCAUCCCAGGGGGAACGACUCUGGGGCCAGAAGAAACCUCGGAAUCAAUGAACGGCUUAGAUGUGUUCGAGGCCGAGAUGUACAUGUUUAAGAUGCAUGGCGGCCACGGCGGCGGUAAGACUUCUUCGUUCAAGCGAUGUGUAUUUCUGAACGGCAUCGGAGCUCGGAGAAGUACCAAGGUCUUAAUUGAGGCUAUUGGUAACCGUCCGUCGCCGCUUUGUUACGUCCAUCUACUUCACGGGGGUGGAGCAGUGGGUAGCGUGGGGUCCGAUGCCACUGCUUUUGGUUGUCGGGACUGGGAUUACGCCUGUGUCGUAACAGGUGUGUGGUCUCGCGACCACGACGGAAGUGAGGUCGCUCGAAAUGCCGUGGGGUGGGUAUACCGCGUCGUGGAGAACUUGUUACCUUUGAGUCGUGGAGUUUAUGGUGCAGACCUAGGACCGGACCCCAGAGACGCGAAAUUAUCUGUGAUGGCAUUUGGGUCAAACCGGCAGCGUUUAGUGCGCCUCAAGCAAGCCGUUGAUCCGUUCAGGGUGCUGGCAUAUACCUGUCCAUUGUCAAAAGAACCGGCUGCGCAGCGGCUCAUCAUCCUCGUCACUGGUGAAAGCGGUGCUGGGAAAGAUCAUUGCGCAGACGUCUGGGUUUCUGUCCUGACAGCGAUGACUCCAAACCACAUAACGGCAACAUCAAUCAGCAUCAGCGAUAUGACCAAGCGCGAAUAUGCGGCAGCUACUGGCGCCAGCUUGGACCUUCUGCUACGAGACCGUGAUUACAAGGAGCGUCAUCGACCCUUGUUGACAGACUUCUACCAGAACCAGGUCCGGCAGAGACCACAGCUUCCCGAGGAGCAUUUCCUGAAUGUGGUACACAAUGCCGCACAUGCCGACGUGCUACUGAUUACGGGAAUAAGAGAUGACACUCCGGUUGCAACACUGUCGCAUUUGGUGCCUACCACUAGGGUGAUUGAAGUGAAUGUCAGAGCUUCGCAUAAAAUCAAGAAGGCUCGUCGAGGCUGCAACGCCACCGAUAAUGGCAGUUGUAGCAAAACUGUCAUGGGUCCAAACAAGGGAUUCUCAGGCCGAAUUUCAAGCCACCAGCCCACCUUUCAAUUCGAUAAUGACGAGAUUGGAGACCAAGGAGCAAGAAAGUUUGCGGAAACUUACCUACUCCCAUUCGUCAGCGAAGAUCUUCAUCGACUCGCCCAAAUGGUGACCCUGGUGCCCGACUUCCCACGGCCGAGCGUGGAGUUCCGCCACGUCCUCGAUAUAUGCCAGCAACCAGGUGGACUAGAUCUAUGCACAUCGUUAUUGCAAUCUCAGUUCAUAGGUGAUUGGACCGGUGUCGAUAUUAUAGUGUGUUGCGAAGCUGGCGGCUUUGUCUUUGCCUCCGCACUCGCCUUGCGGGUUGGUGCAUCUUUGGCCUUGAUCCGGGAAGCAGGCAAGCUGCCGCCGCCAACCAUUUCUGUCUCCAGGUCCGCAUCGCAUAUAUCGUCCUCUCUCUCUGUGUCAGAAUCCAAAGAGAAAAACAUUGAGAUAGGUCUGGAUACGAUCCCUACAGGGGCAUCAGUUGUGGUUGUUGACGACGUACUUGCUACGGGAAACACAAUGUCCGCAGUCCUGCAACUUCUAGACAAAACCAAUGCAUGUGCUGAUGUCAAAGUUCUCGUGGUGGCCGAAUUUCCUUUUCAUUGUGGACGGAUUUUAGUAAAGCAGAGUGGAUAUGGCGGAGUUCAUGUGCAAAGUCUUCUGGUCUUUGAUGGGGUAUAG